AUGCAGGAUUCUAUCCCUUCCACCCCAUCUUGGGUCGCCCUGUCAGCCAAGCUACCAAUACCAAAACAGCCUAACAAAGGCAUAUCCGACGCUCAGAAAAAAGCACUCCGUGUCUAUGCAUCUGAGACACUCCCUAAACCUACUCAGAGAGCAUGUGCUGAGUGGUUUGCAUCUAAAUUCAGGCGUCAUAUCAACCGUGCAACCGUCUCAAAGAUCCUUUCAUCUAAAUACGAGUACCUUGAUACUGGUUUUGCUGGCCAGAACAAACGCCCGUUAGCAUCUCGAUGGCCUCUGUUAGACGAGGCCCUACAUAUCUGGCAACAAUGUCACGAGGAUGCCGGCUUUCCUAUAACAGGGCCAUUGAUUCAGAGCAAGGCCGUCGAAUUUUGGAGGAAAAUACCUCAGUAUAAAGACCUCGACCCGCCGCUCUUCUCUGAAGGGUGGCUUUCCCGGUUCAAACAACGCCAUUCGAUCCGAUAUCAUACCUCCUACGGCGAAUCUGCAUCAGUCCCGACCUCAAUAUAUACCGAGAUAGAAGCUAUUCAGGCUAUCUGCGACCAAUAUCAGCCAAGUGAUAUCUAUAAUAUAGAUGAAACUGGUCUAUUCUGGCGUCGAAUGCCAAAUGGAGGUCUAUCGAGUAAGGGUAGUCCUGGAUACAAAAAAGAUAAGACCAGGAUUACUCUCGCAGUGACGACCAAUGCCAGUGGUUCAGACCGAAUGCCUCUAUGGUUAAUAGGCACUGCAAAAAUGCCUCAUGCUCUACGAAAACUUAAUAUCCCAGCACUUGGAUGUGUCUGGCGGUGGAACAAGAACGCAUCGAUGCGCGGUGAUGUUAUGGAAGAAUGGUUCCGCUCGUUUUAUAGGCAUAUUGGCUCACAAAGACGAGUCGUUCUAUUACUCGAUAACUUCAGCGCGCAUCUCUCUGCGCUUGAUAAUACGCCGCCGCCGUCGAAUAUCAAAGUCCUUUUUUUGCCACCAAACGCCACCUCAGUUUACCAGCCAUUGGACCUGGGUAUCAUCAGAAACCUUAAGCACCAUUAUCGGAAGAAAUGGUUGACAUGGAUGGUUAAUAUGAUAGACCGCGGCGUCGAUCCUACGCAGAGAAUGAGCCUCUAUUACACACUACAUUGGAUCACCCAGGCCUGGAGACGUGAUGUUCUAGAUGAGACUAUUCAGAAGUGCUUUAUCAAGAGUACACUUAUUGGUCCUAGUACUAAUGACAUGAAUACGUCUCAAUCUGAGGACCUUCAACUAGGUGAUUUAUAUUCGCAGGUGACCGACCGGCUUCCUGGUACAGAGGUUAUGGCAUUAGAUGAAUUCCUAGACCCUCCAGGAGAAAAUCUCGAUGUUGACGAGCCUGAUUUAUCUGAUAAAAUCGUUCGUUUUUCAGAAGAAAACACAGGUGAUUGUGAUGGGGUCCACGAUAGCGAGGACGAACAGGACGAAUAUAUAUUCGGACCACCGCUGAAUAUCCUAUCACGUGUCGAAGCUAUUGAAUAUAUGCACAAAGCUCUUCAAUUUGCUCAGCACCAAGAGGGUAUUACCGAGAGAGAUCUCUAUGAUAUAGAGAGGAUAGGACAGCUUUUUUCUCGACUACAGAAUGACGGAAAGAAACAAAGGAAGGUGGAUGACUACUUUAGACCAAAAAUAGACUAG
Messenger RNA from Penicillium argentinense, 1656 nucleotides. RefSeq lists its product as uncharacterized. Lineage: Eukaryota; Fungi; Ascomycota; Eurotiomycetes; Eurotiales; Aspergillaceae. The record is from RefSeq and is a predicted model, not a curated record. Gene Ontology annotation, cellular component: nucleus. The coding region runs from base 1 to 1656 and encodes 551 amino acids. Gene Ontology annotation, molecular function: DNA binding. The transcript has a single exon.